CUGAAUGAGCCGCCACCACCGCCGCCGCCGCCGCACGCCCUCGCCCACGCCCUCCACGCCCUGCAGCCGCGGACUCCCACCACACGCCGUCAGUCUCGCCCGAAUCUCAUCUGGGACGGACGUGUGUACCGCCGCCGCCGCCACCGCUCUGCCGCCACCCGCUCAGUGCUCAACCCGCCGCCAUGGUGAUCCAGGAGAAGAAGAAGAAGCAGGAGGCGAAGAAGAAGGAGGAGAAGAAGCCGCAGAAGCCACCGAAGGAUGAAAAAUGUAUUUGCCAGAUAUGCACGUGUGGGCGGCACCGUUGUCCCCACUCGCAGCCCACCGCGCGUCGCUGGCACCACACAGCCCUGGUGGACGAAGCGGCCCCCAUGGAGUACACGACGGAGCAGAGCGCGGCCUACAGGUCCUACUCGUCCUCCCAGCACCGCACCGCCCUCAAGAUGGAGAAGAAGUACCUCGAAUCCACCUUUGACGUGAGCGGCGGUGCCCAUGAACUGUCCGAGUCACAGGACGCCUCCUUCGCCGGCGCCCAGCAGGUGACAUCUUCCUCCAGCCAGGAACAAAGGUCCUCCAGCGUGCAGGAGAAGCGGGCGUACUCCAGCAUCCAGGAGAGCUCUUCCUCCAGCACGCAGCGAGAGAAGCAGCUGCGAUCCUCCUACGACCAGCACACCCAGGAGGAGCUGCAGAAGUUCGCAGACACGCUCUCCGUCAAGGAGGAAUUGUUCAAAAGCGAGACAGACCAGCAGAGACACCAGCAGCAGCAGCAGGCGAGACUCACUUUAGAUGGCGGCCGACACAGCACGCAGGCAUCGCAGCAGGCAGUGUUGAGAGUCGGGGAGCCCGGCUUGGUGGAGAUAAUCGCAGGAGAAGGAGGCGGCGGUCUGACAGUGACCAGCAGCACCACGCACUCCGCCUCCUCCAAGACAGCCGCCGAGCGCUCCUCCGUCACCUCCUUCCAGAUCUCUUCAUCCUCUUCAUCCUCACAAAAGUUACAAGAGAGUUCAGAGUCGCGUUACGUGAUAAGCGGAGGCGCCAUGGCCGUGGGAGGCAGCACACUGUUGGAGAGUCAGCACGGAGCAACAAGUAUGGAUGUGCAGCAGCUGAGUUCCGCAACAUCACGUACCGGCAGCCAACACCAGGAGAGCAAGUCUUUCUCUAAGCAGGAGCUCGAAAAAAUGUCACAAAGCAGCAGUCAACAUCGGGAGAGCAUUUCCAGUAAGCAGGAGCUCGAGAAAAUGUCACAAGUCAGCAGUCAGCAGCAUCAGGAGAGCAUGUCGUCUUCCAAAAAGGAGCUCCAGGACAUGUCACAGACUCAGCAAAUGUCUUGGUCGAGUCAGCAACAGUCCCAGAGUCGCCACAUGUCUUCCGAGAGUCAUCAGACGUCCAGUAGUCAGAUGUCGGAACUGGAGAUGUCCCAGAGAAAGACUUCAGAGAGUCAAAGAACUUCGCGUAGCCAGGAAGUGUCCCUCGCUAGUCAAGAGGCUUCCCAACGCAGUACGCACGUCGAGAGUCGCCAAGAGACUGCCUCGGCCACGUCCCAGCACACCUCGCAGACCCAACAGAGUAUACAGACGGCACACACCAGAGACGAUCGCACCGCCAGAACCAGACAGGAGUUGUCCAGCCUUAAAGUUGAGGGGGACUACCACGGUAAGAGUACAGCAAAGGAAGAAUUCAUGACAAUAUCCGGCGUAGCUCUGCCGGCCAAGCGACCUCAAGACUCGAUCAAGCUGACGGGAGAGUACAACUACCCCGAGAGAACCGUGCCAGGCAAGGGAGCCCGAGCCGACGUGAAGAGACCGUCCGAUAACCUUAGGCCUGAGGGAGACUUCACAGCCCCUGAGAGGACAGCACCAGGCAAGGGAGACCGCGCCGAUUUUAAGAGACCUUCCGAUUCUCUGAGGCCCGAGGGAGACUUUUCCGUGCCCGAUAAGACUUCACCAGGAAAGGGAGACCGAGCGUACGUCAAGAGGCCUUCAGACAACCUUAGGCCCGAAGGAGAUUUCACAGCCCCCGACAAGACCUCGCCAGGCAAAGGAGACCGAGCGGACGUCAAGAGACCUUCAGACAACCUAAGACCUGAGGGAGACUUUUCCGUCCCCGAUAAAACAACACCAGGAAGAGGAGACCGCGCAGACGUCAAGAGGCCUUCAGACAACCUUAGGCCCGAGGGAGACUUCACAGCCCCUGACAAGACCUCGCCAGGGAAAGGAGACCGAGCGGACGUUAAGAGGCCUUCAGACAACCUAAGACCUGAGGGAGACUUCUCUGUGCCCGACAAGGCCUCGCCAGGUGUGGGUGAUCGCGCCCCUGUACGGAGGCCGCAGGACAACCUUGCUCCGUCUGGCGAUUUUGAAGGUGUCAGCACAAGCAAGAACUACUACAAUGUUGUCCAAGGCGAGAGGGCAGACGUCAGGCAGCACCACGACUCCCUGAAGCUGACGGGAGAGUUCAGCGGCGUCACGUCCAGCCAAGAGACGUACCAGCAGCACCAGUCCGUGUCACGAUCAGAGCGAGUCAUCCACGAGGACAGCAUGCGGAUCGAGGGAGACAUGAGCACCAUGCAGUCAUCUUCCCAAUCUGAGUACUACGAGAAGACCGGGGAGCGACCCAAACUGCAGCGGAAGAAGACGUGGACCAAGCUCGAGGGGGAUAUGUACAUGAACCGCUCCAGCGACGAGUACCAAGCCUACCAGACGAGCGAGAGGAGCCACGUGACUCGCCACGAGGACAACCUCAAAAUGGAAGGAAUAUUUGAGGGGAAGACGAAAGACACCGAGAUACUGAGAGGUGAAAGAGCGAGCACCAGGCGCCAUGAAGACAACCUGAAGCUGGAGGGAAUCUUUGAGGGGAAGCCGACAGACAAGGUUCCUCACGGGGAGAGGGCGCCCACCAAGAAGCAUCCCGACAACCUCCGUCUUGAGGGAGACUUUGAAGGAAAGCCAGUCGAAGAGGCCCCAGUCGGCGAGCGGGCAGGGAUAAAACGCUACCCUGACAACCUCAAACUCUCCGGCGACAUCGAAGCGCCUUCGCCCGAGGGUGUUCCUCUACCGGAGAGAGAAGCCAUCAAAAGGUAUCCAGAUAACCUGCGUAUGGAAGGGGAGUUCACCGGACGCUCCAGGAGCCGCAGCCCCAUCAAGGGAGAGAGAGCACAGCAGAAGCGCCACGCUGACAAUCUUAAGAUGGAGGGGACCUUCGAGGGCAUGGAGAGGAGCAAGAGUCCCACGAAGGGGGAACGCGCCCCAACGAAGAGGCAUCCUGAUAACCUCAAGGUGGAAGGAGACUUUUUGGGUCGAUCACCAGAGUCUGCUCCGAAGGGAGAGCGUGCCCCUGUCAAGAGACAUCCUGAUAAUCUAAAGAUGGAGGGGGAUUUUGAGCCCAAACCAAGGGGGCGAAGUCCAGUCAAGGGUGAGAGAGCAAAGACUAAAAAACACCCAGACAAUCUGAAAAUUGAGGGAGAAUUCGAAGGAAAGCCCAAGGAACAGGCUCCCAAAGGUGACAGAGCAACUGUGAAGAAGCACGAGGACAAUCUCAAGAUGGAAGGUCCUCUGGCGGGGAGGGAACGCAGCAAGAGUCCAACAAAAGGAGAGAGAGCCCAGAUCAAGAGGCAUCCUGACAAUCUGAAAUUACAAGGAGACUUCGAAGGGAGGCCAACAGACACAACUCCACUCAAGGGUGACAGAGCCAAAAUAGUGCGUCACGAAGACCAGCUGCACAUGGAGGGUGACUUUAGUAUGGAAAGGAAGGAGCAGGUCAUAUUCAGGGGCGAAAGAGCUGAGAUCAAAAGACACGAGGACAGUCUGAGGAUGGAAGGAUCCUUUACGGGACGAGAAGAGGAAUAUUACACCAAGGGAGAGCGAGCCAGCGUCGUGAGGCACGAGGACAACCUUCGUAUGCAGGGAGACUUCAUCGUGCCUGAGUCGGAGGAGGUCCCCAGAGGAGUGCGAGAGCCGAUGAAGAAAUACCCUGACAACAUCAAGCUCUCAGGAGACUUUAUGGGGAAGCCCCGCGAAGGUGCGCCUCACGGUGAGCGUGCUCCUAUUAGGAGACAUCCAGACAACCUGAAAAUGGAAGGAGACUUUGUCGCUCCGGCUCCCGAAGAAGUCCCAAGGGCAGAAAGAGCACCAGUAAAGAAGCAUCAGGAUAACCUGCGUAUGACAGGGGAGUUCCAGGGCAAGGAAGAGGAUUACCGCAUAACACGAGGAGAAAGAGUGGAAGUGGUUCGCCGAGAGGACAAUCUUAGAAUGGAAGGAGAAUUUAUUGGCAAGGAACACGAAGAAAUUACGAUUGGUGAACGAGCUUCCGUCAAAAGACACCCAGACAACCUUAAGAUGGCGGGAGACUUUUAUGCUCCCUCACCUGAAGACGCCCCUAGAGGGGAAAGAGCUCCUAUAAAGAGGCACGAAGACAAUCUGCGGAUGACCGGCAGCUUCCAAGGAAAGGAAGAAGAGACAAGGACCUUCAGAGGUGAACGAACAGAGAUCGUGCGCCACACUGAUAAUCUAAGAAUGGAAGGAGAUUUUAUUGGCAAGGAAUACGAGGAAGUAACGAUUGGUGAACGAGCACCGGUUAAGAGACAUCCAGACAACUUACGGAUGGACGGACAGUUUUACGCCCCAACACCUCAGGACGCUCCGAGAGGAGAAAGAGCUCCCGUCAAGAAGCACCCGGACAACUUAACAAUGGCUGGAGACUUCGAGGGCAAGCCCAGAGAAGACGCUCCAUAUGCCCAAAGAGCACCGGUUAAAAAACACCCUGACAACCUGCGUAUGGACGGAGACUUCUACGCUCCAGAACCUGGUGAUGCUCCACGUGGGGAAAGAGCUCCCGUCAAGAGACACCCCGACAACCUGAAAAUGACUGGCGACUUCGAGGGUAAACCAAGGGAGGACGCUCCCUAUGCUCAAAGGGCCCCAGUAAAGAAACAUCCCGACAACCUCCGCAUGGACGGCGACUUCUACGCUCCUUCUCCUGACGAAGCUCCCAAAGGUGAACGGGCUCCUGUCAAGAAACACCCCGACAACUUAAAAAUGGUUGGCGACUUCGAGGGUAAGCCAAGAGAGGACGCACCCUAUGCUCAAAGGGCCCCAGUCAAGAAACAUCCCGACAACCUUCGCAUGGACGGAGACUUCUACGCUCCCUCUCCUGACGAAGUGCCUCGAGGUGAGCGAGCUCCCAUCAAGAAGCACCCCGACAACUUGAAGAUGGUAGGUGACUUCGAAGGCAAGCCAAGAGAGGACGCUCCCUAUGCUCAAAGGGCCCCAGUCAAGAAACAUCCUGACAACCUUCGCAUGGACGGAGACUUCUACGCUCCUUCUCCUGACGAAGCGCCUCGAGGCGAACGAGCUCCCAUCAAGAAGCACCCCGACAACUUAAAGAUGGUAGGUGACUUCGAAGGCAAGCCAAGAGAGGACGCUCCCUAUGCUCAAAGGGCCCCAGUCAAGAAACAUCCUGACAACCUUCACAUGGACGGUGACUUCUACGCCCCCACCCCUGGUGAGGCUCCUCGCGGUGAGAGGGCGCCGGUCAAGAAACAUCCUGACAACCUCAAAAUGGUCGGAGACUUCGAAGGCAAGCCGAAAGAGGACGCUCCCUACGCCCAGAGAGCCCCGGUCAAGAAGCACCCCGACAACCUCCGUAUGGAAGGGGACUUCAUUGCACCAACUCCUGAAGAAGCCCCCAGAGGCGAACGUGCACCAGUCAAACGCCACCAAGAUAACCUGAAAAUGACUGGGGAGUUCCAAGGAAAAGAGGAAGAGUUCACAGUUGUCCGUGGAGAAAGAGUUGACGUUGUCCGCAGGGAGGACAACCUCCGCAUGGAGGGAGAAUUCACAGGAAAGGAAUAUGAGGAAGUCACAGUUGGUGAACGUGCAACUGUACAGAAACGCGUCGACAACCUACGCAUGGAAGGAGAAUUCAUCGGAAAGGAGUACGAGCAAGUGACCGUCGGUGAACGUGCCACCAUCAAGAAGCACACCGACAACCUUCGCAUGGAUGGAGAAUUCUACGCCCCCUCUCCAGGAGAAGCUCCGCGCGGUGAAAGAGCGCCGGUCAAGAAACAUCCUGACAAUCUGAAGAUGGUUGGAGACUUUGAGGGCAGGCCAAGGGAAGACGCUCCCUAUGCCCAAAGGGCCCCAGUCAAGAAACACCCGGACAACCUCCGUAUGGACGGCGACUUCUACGCUCCUUCUCCUGACGAAGUGCCCCGAGGCGAACGAGCUCCAGUCAAGAAACACCCCGACAACUUGAAGAUGGUUGGCGACUUUGAGGGGAAGCCACGAGAAGAUGCCCCCUACGCCGAGAGAGCACCUGUCAAGAAGCACCCAGACAACCUCCGCAUGGACGGUGACUUCUACGCUCCCUCUCCUGACGAAGUGCCUCGUGGCGAGCGAGCUCCAAUCAAGAAACACCCCGACAACUUGAAGAUGGUUGGUGACUUCGAGGGCAAACCACGAGAGGACGCCCCCUAUGCUCAAAGGGCCCCUGUCAAGAAACAUCCCGACAACCUCCGCAUGGAUGGUGACUUCUAUGCUCCUUCUCCUGACGAAGCUCCCAAAGGUGAACGUGCUCCAAUCAAGAAGCACCCCGACAACCUGAGAAUGGUCGGUGACUUCGAAGGCAAACCACGAGAGGACGCUCCCUAUGCUGAAAGGGCCCCAGUCAAGAAACAUCCCGACAACCUUCGCAUGGACGGAGACUUUUAUGCCCCUGCCCCUGGUGAGGCCCCUCGUGGUGAAAGAGCACCUGUCAAGAAGCACCCAGACAACUUGAAGAUGGUUGGAGAUUUCGAGGGCAAACCACGAGAGGACGCUCCCUAUGCUCAAAGGGCCCCAGUAAAGAAACAUCCCGACAACCUCCGCAUGGAUGGUGACUUCUAUGCUCCUUCUCCUGACGAAGCUCCCAGAGGUGAAAGAGCACCUAUCACGAAGCACCCCGACAACCUGAAAAUGGUUGGCGACUUCGAAGGUAAGCCAAGAGAGGAUGCACCGUAUGCUCAGAGGGCCCCAGUCAAGAAACAUCCUGACAACCUUCGCAUGGACGGAGACUUCUACGCUCCUUCUCCUGACGAAGCGCCUCGAGGCGAGCGAGCUCCCGUCAAGAGGCACCCGGACAACUUGAAGAUGGUCGGUGACUUCGAAGGCAAGCCAAGGGAAGACGCUCCCUAUGCUGAAAGGGCUCCAGUCAAGAAACAUCCUGACAACCUUCGCAUGGACGGAGACUUCUACGCCCCUGCCCCUGGUGAGGCUCCUCGUGGGGAGAGAGCACCCGUCAAGAGGCAUCCUGACAACUUGAAGAUGACGGGAGACUUCGAAGGCAAGCCAAAAGAGGAUGCUCCUUAUGCCCAAAGGCAACCCGUCAAGAAGCACCCUGACAACCUUCACAUGGACGGUGACUUCUACGCCCCCACCCCUGGUGAGGCUCCUCGCGGUGAGAGGGCGCCGGUCAAGAAACAUCCUGACAACCUCAAAAUGGUCGGAGACUUCGAAGGCAAGCCGAAAGAGGACGCUCCCUACGCCCAGAGAGCCCCGGUCAAGAAGCACCCCGACAACCUCCGUAUGGAAGGGGACUUCAUUGCACCAACUCCUGAAGAAGCCCCCAGAGGCGAACGUGCACCAGUCAAACGCCACCAAGAUAACCUGAAAAUGACUGGGGAGUUCCAAGGGAAAGAGGAAGAGUUCACAGUUGUCCGUGGAGAAAGAGUUGACGUUGUCCGCAGGGAGGACAACCUCCGCAUGGAGGGAGAAUUCACUGGAAAAGAAUAUGAGGAAGUCACAGUUGGUGAACGUGCAACUGUACAGAAACGCGUCGACAACCUACGCAUGGAAGGAGAAUUCAUCGGAAAGGAGUACGAGCAAGUGACCGUCGGUGAACGUGCCACCAUCAAGAAGCACACCGACAACCUUCGCAUGGAUGGAGAAUUCUACGCCCCCUCUCCAGGAGAAGCUCCGCGCGGUGAAAGAGCGCCGGUCAAGAAACAUCCUGACAAUCUGAAGAUGGUUGGAGACUUUGAGGGCAGGCCAAGGGAAGACGCUCCCUAUGCCCAAAGGGCCCCAGUCAAGAAACACCCGGACAACCUCCGUAUGGACGGCGACUUCUACGCUCCUUCUCCUGACGAAGUGCCCCGAGGCGAGCGAGCUCCAAUCAAGAAACACCCCGACAACUUGAGGAUGGUUGGCGACUUUGAGGGGAAGCCACGAGAAGAUGCCCCCUACGCCGAGAGAGCACCUGUCAAGAAGCACCCAGACAACCUCCGCAUGGACGGUGACUUCUACGCUCCCUCUCCUGACGAAGUGCCUCGUGGCGAGCGAGCUCCAAUCAAGAAACACCCCGACAACUUGAAGAUGGUUGGUGACUUCGAGGGCAAACCACGAGAGGACGCCCCCUAUGCUCAAAGGGCCCCCGUCAAGAAACAUCCUGACAACCUCCGCAUGGACGGAGACUUUUAUGCCCCCGCCCCUGGUGAGGCCCCUCGUGGUGAGAGAGCACCUGUCAAGAAACACCCUGACAACUUGAAGAUGGUUGGUGACUUCGAAGGCAAACCACGAGAGGACGCUCCCUAUGCUCAAAGGGCCCCUGUCAAGAAACAUCCCGACAACCUCCGCAUGGAUGGUGACUUCUAUGCUCCUUCUCCUGACGAAGCUCCCAGAGGUGAACGUGCUCCAGUCAAGAAGCACCCCGACAACCUGAGAAUGGUCGGUGACUUCGAAGGCAAAGCACGAGAGGACGCUCCCUAUGCUGAAAGGGCCCCAGUCAAGAAACAUCCCGACAACCUUCGCAUGGACGGAGACUUUUAUGCCCCUGCCCCUGGUGAGGCCCCUCGUGGUGAGAGAGCACCUGUCAAGAAGCACCCAGACAACUUGAAGAUGGUUGGAGAUUUCGAAGGCAAACCACGAGAGGACGCUCCAUAUGCUCAAAGGGCCCCAGUAAAGAAACAUCCCGACAACCUCCGCAUGGAUGGUGACUUCUAUGCUCCUUCUCCUGACGAAGCUCCCAGAGGUGAAAGAGCACCUAUCACGAAGCACCCAGACAACCUGAAAAUGGUUGGCGACUUCGAGGGUAAGCCAAGAGAGGAUGCACCGUAUGCUCAGAGGGCCCCAGUCAAGAAACAUCCUGACAACCUUCGCAUGGACGGAGACUUCUACGCUCCUUCUCCUGACGAAGCGCCUCGAGGCGAACGAGCUCCCGUCAAGAGGCACCCGGACAACUUGAAGAUGGUGGGUGACUUCGAAGGCAAGCCAAGAGAGGACGCUCCCUAUGCUCAAAGGGCUCCAGUCAAGAAACAUCCUGACAACCUUCGCAUGGACGGUGACUUUUACGCCCCCACCCCUGGUGAGGCUCCUCGCGGUGAGAGGGCGCCGGUCAAGAAACAUCCUGACAACCUCAAAAUGGUCGGAGACUUCGAAGGCAAGCCGAAAGAGGACGCUCCCUACGCCCAGAGAGCCCCGGUCAAGAAGCACCCCGACAACCUCCGUAUGGAAGGGGACUUCAUUGCACCAACUCCUGAAGAAGCCCCCAGAGGCGAACGUGCACCAGUCAAACGCCACCAAGAUAACCUGAAAAUGACUGGGGAGUUCCAAGGAAAAGAGGAAGAGUUCACAGUUGUCCGUGGAGAAAGAGUUGACGUUGUCCGCAGGGAGGACAACCUCCGCAUGGAGGGAGAAUUCACAGGAAAGGAAUAUGAGGAAGUCACAGUUGGUGAACGUGCAACUGUACAGAAACGCGUCGACAACCUACGCAUGGAAGGAGAAUUCAUCGGAAAGGAGUACGAGCAAGUGACCGUCGGUGAACGUGCCACCAUCAAGAAGCACACCGACAACCUUCGCAUGGAUGGAGAAUUCUACGCCCCCUCUCCAGGAGAAGCUCCGCGCGGUGAAAGAGCGCCGGUCAAGAAACAUCCUGACAAUCUGAAGAUGGUUGGAGACUUUGAGGGCAGGCCAAGGGAAGACGCUCCCUAUGCCCAAAGGGCCCCAGUCAAGAAACACCCGGACAACCUCCGUAUGGACGGCGACUUCUACGCUCCUUCUCCUGACGAAGUGCCCCGAGGCGAGCGAGCUCCAAUCAAGAAACACCCCGACAACUUGAGGAUGGUUGGCGACUUUGAGGGGAAGCCACGAGAAGAUGCCCCCUACGCCGAGAGAGCACCUGUCAAGAAGCACCCAGACAACCUCCGCAUGGACGGUGACUUCUACGCUCCCUCUCCUGACGAAGUGCCUCGUGGCGAGCGAGCUCCAAUCAAGAAACACCCUGACAACUUGAAGAUGGUCGGUGACUUCGAGGGCAAACCGCGAGAGGACGCCCCCUAUGCUCAAAGGGCCCCAGUCAAGAAACAUCCUGACAACCUCCGCAUGGACGGUGACUUCUAUGCUCCUUCUCCUGACGAAGCUCCCAGAGGUGAACGUGCUCCAGUCAAGAAGCACCCCGACAACCUGAGAAUGGACGGCGACUUCGAAGGUAAACCACGAGAGGACGCUCCCUAUGCUGAAAGGGCCCCAGUCAAGAAACAUCCCGACAACCUUCGCAUGGACGGAGACUUUUAUGCCCCCGCCCCUGGUGAGGCCCCUCGUGGUGAGAGAGCACCUGUCAAGAAGCACCCUGACAACUUGAAGAUGGUCGGUGACUUUGAGGGCAAACCACGAGAGGACGCUCCCUAUGCUCAAAGGGCCCCUGUCAAGAAACAUCCCGACAACCUCCGCAUGGAUGGUGACUUCUAUGCUCCCUCUCCUGACGAAGCUCCCAGAGGUGAAAGGGCACCUAUCACGAAGCACCCAGACAACCUGAAAAUGGUUGGCGACUUCGAGGGUAAGCCAAGAGAGGACGCUCCUUAUGCCCAAAGGGCCCCAGUCAAGAAACACCCUGACAACCUCCGCAUGGACGGUGACUUCUACGCCCCCUCUCCUGACGAAGUGCCUCGUGGCGAGCGAGCUCCAAUAACGAAACACCCUGACAACUUGAAGAUGGUUGGUGACUUCGAGGGCAGACCACGAGAGGACGCUCCGUAUGCUCAAAGGGCCCCAGUAAAGAAACAUCCUGACAACCUCCGCAUGGACGGAGACUUUUAUGCUCCAUCUCCUGACGAGGCUCCCAGAGGUGAACGUGCUCCAAUCAAGAAGCACCCCGACAAUCUGAGAAUGGUCGGCGACUUCGAAGGUAAACCACGAGAGGACGCUCCCUAUGCUGAAAGGGCCCCAGUCAAGAAACAUCCCGACAACCUUCGCAUGGACGGAGACUUUUAUGCCCCCGCCACUGGUGAGGCCCCUCGGGGUGAGAGAGCACCUGUCAAGAAGCACCCAGACAACUUGAAGAUGGUUGGAGAUUUCGAGGGCAAACCACGAGAGGACGCUCCCUAUGCCCAGAGAGCCCCAGUCAAGAAACAUCCCGACAACCUCCGUAUGGAAGGGGACUUCAUUGCACCAACUCCUGAAGAAGCCCCCAGAGGCGAACGUGCACCAAUCAAACGCCACCAAGAUAACCUGAAAAUGACUGGGGAGUUCCAAGGAAAAGAGGACGAGUUCACAGUUGUCCGUGGAGAAAGAGUUGACGUUGUCCGCAGGGAGGACAACCUCCGCAUGGAGGGAGAAUUCACAGGAAAGAAAUAUGAGCAAGUCACAGUUGGUGAACGUGCAACUGUACAGAAACACGUUGACAACCUACGCAUGGAAGGAGAAUUCAUCGGAAAGGAGUACGACCAAGUCACCGUCGGUGAACGUGCCACCAUCAAGAAGCACACCGACAACCUUCGCAUGGAUGGAGAAUUCUACGCCCCCUCUCCAGGAGAAGCUCCGCGCGGUGAAAGAGCGCCGGUCAAGAAACAUCCUGACAAUCUGAAGAUGGUUGGAGACUUUGAGGGCAGGCCAAGGGAAGACGCUCCCUAUGCCCAAAGGGCCCCAGUCAAGAAACACCCGGACAACCUCCGUAUGGACGGUGACUUCUACGCUCCUUCUCCUGACGAAGUGCCCCGAGGCGAGCGAGCUCCAAUCAAGAAACACCCCGACAACUUGAGGAUGGUUGGCGACUUUGAGGGGAAGCCACGAGAAGAUGCCCCCUACGCCGAGAGAGCACCUGUCAAGAAGCACCCAGACAACCUCCACAUGGACGGUGACUUCUACGCUCCCUCUCCUGACGAAGUGCCUCGUGGCGAGCGAGCUCCAAUCAAGAAACACCCCGACAACUUGAAGAUGGUCGGUGACUUCGAGGGCAAACCACGAGAGGAUGCCCCCUAUGCUCAAAGGGCCCCCGUCAAGAAACAUCCUGACCACCUCCAUAUGGAUGGUGACUUCUAUGCUCCUUCUCCUGACGAAGCUCCCAGAGGUGAACGUGCUCCAGUCAAGAAGCACCCCGACAACCUGAGAAUGGUCGGUGACUUCGAAGGGAAGCCACGAGAAGAUGCCCCGUACGCAGAGAGAGCACCAGUCAAGAAGCACCCGGACAACCUCCGCAUGGACGGAGACUUCUACGCUCCUUCUCCUGACGAAGUGCCUCGUGGCGAGCGAGCUCCAGUCAAGAAACACCCCGACAACUUGAAGAUGGUCGGUGACUUCGAGGGCAAACCACGAGAGGACGCUCCUUAUGCUCAGAGGGCCCCAGUCAAGAAGCAUCCCGAUAACCUCCGCAUGGAUGGCGACUUCUACGCCCCCGCCCCUGAGGAGGCUCCUAGAGGUGAGCGGGCGCCAGUGAAAAGGCAUGAUGACAACCUCCGCAUGACUGGAGAAUUCGUUGGUAAAGAAGAAGAAUAUAAAGUUGUUCGUGGCGAGCGUGUUGAUGUGUCUCGGCGUGAAGACAACUUGCAGAUGGAGGGAGAAUGGCUGGGUCAGUCUAGCACCCAUUAUGACUACCCAGUGGUGUCCUCUAUUCGUAGCCAGGUCGUUCGUCAUGCUGAUAAUCUGAGGCAAGAAGGUGAAUUUGUGGGCAAAACUCAGUUUGCUGACGAUUACCAAUUGCACCAAACUCAACGAGCACAAGCUGUGAAACAUGCUGACAACCUUACCAUCGAGGGCAAGUACCACCUGGAUACCCUUCAGAGAGACGAGUACACGAUCCACAAAGGCGUUCGCGCUGAAGUCAAGAAGCACAGUGAUAACCUGAAGGUUGAAGGAGAGUUUCUUGGGCGUCGCUCGCACGAGGUGCCUGUAGGGGAACGAGCUCCUGUGGUCAGACACCCAGACCACCUGCGAACAGACGGGGAAUUCCAAGGCAAGCCUGUGGAAGAUGCUCCCCGCGGCGAGAGAGCACCGAUAAAAAAGCAUCCAGACAACCUUAAGAUGGAAGGUGAUUUUGAAGGAAAGCCUCAGCAAAGCCCCGUGAGGGGAGAGCGAGCAGCUAUUAAGAAGCAAGAGGAUUCGCUCCGCAUGGAAGGCAAAUUUGAGGGUCGCAGAAAGUCGGCAGCUACGAAAGGCGAAAGAGCGGACGUGAAACGACAAUCAGACAACCUGCGCCUAGAAGGUGAUAUGACCUUUGUAAGAGAAGAGGCUGCCGUCAACGGAGAAAGGGCAGAGAUAACUAAGCAUGCUGACAACCUAAGAAUGGAAGGGGAGCUGGAAGUGAGCAAGACUACCUAUGCCACCAAGGGAGAAAGAGCAGCAGUCCAGAGACAUGAAGACUCACUCAAGAUGGAAGGCGACAUGAUCAUUACCAGGAAGGAAAUGGCAACGCGAGGUGAAAGGGCCGAGAUUCGGAAGCACGAAGAUCACCUGAAGACCGUGGGUGAGUUUGAGGGGAAAGAGAAAACAGUGGUUACAAAGGGAGAACGUGCAGAGAUCAAGAAACACAAAGACAACCUCAAGAUGGAAGGAGAACUCUCCAUAGAGAAGAGCACCUCCGUGUUGAAGGGAGAACGAGCAACAAUCAAAAAGCAUGAAGACUCCCUCAAAAUGGAAGGCAAGUUUGAGGGCCGAAGAAAAUCAGCCGCUGUCGGAAGAGGUGAGAGAGCAGAAGUCAAGAGGCCAAAGGACAACCUGAAGCAGGAAGGCUCUCUGGAGGUGACCAAAGAAACGAAAACCGUCACCAAGGGACAGCGGGCAGAAGUCAAGCGACACGAGGAUCAUCUGAAAAUGGAGGGCAGCUUCGAAGGGAGAAGAAAAACCACAACAACUAUCAGAGGUGAGCGUGCCGAGAUCAAGAAGCACGAGGAUAACCUGAAAAUGGAGGGUAAUUUCGAAGGCUUCCAAAGGACCAGCACCCCGGUGAAGGACGGCGUUAAAAGAACAGAAACUUUCAAGGUGACGGCCGAACGAGCGGAGAUCAGGAAGCAUGAAGACAACCUUAAGGUCGAGGGUGAAUUUUAUGGUUCAUCACCAGCCGUCAGUCCCAUCAAGGGUGACCGAGCUGACGUCAGGAAACCCAAGGAUAAUCUCUCCGUGAGUGGACCAUUCGAGGGUCGUCCUAAAGACUCACCUGGCGUGGGUGAACGUCCUCCGCCUUACAAGUACGACGACCACCUGAAGAUGGAAGGUGACUUUGAGGGGCGAAGAAAGGGAUCCCCUGGAAAGGGCGAACGACUGCCGCAGAAGAGACAUCCCGACAACCUGCGGCUGGAGGGUGACAUUGAUGGAAGGUCUCCUUACAGUCCAGGGAAAGGCGAGCGACUCCCUCAGAGGCGCUACCAAGACAACCUGAAACUGGACGGCAGCUUUGAAGGCAGGCCGCGGGACAGUCCAGGCGCGGGUGAACGGCUCCCGCAGAAGAGAUAUCCCGACAAUCUCAAGUCUGAGGGUGAUAUGGAAGGGCGGGAAAAGGGCAGCCCUGGAGAGGGUGAGCGGCUUCCACAGAAGCGUUAUCCAGACAACCUGAAGGUGGAAGGAGACUUCGAGGGGCGGCGACGGUCCUCCGCCGUGCAGGGUAGCCGUGCCUCGAUCACCAAGCACGAGGACAGUCUGCGGCUGGAGGGAGAGUUCACGGGAUCGCGGCGAGAGAGCAGCGUCAUCAACGGUCGGACUGAGGUGCAAAGGACUAAUGAAGCAGCGUCAUCGGCGGGCACCGUCCAGACCAGACACGACGCCUCCAGUAUGCUGGCCGGCAGCACCUCCGUGACUAGCAAGACGGAGGAGUCCAGCUCCGUACAGAAAACAGCGUCCAACAAGGCCGACUCUGCCUCCCACCGUGACGUGCAGACGAUCGAGUCCUACACCGCUGACGGCCGCAAGGUGACGCGAGUCGUCACCAAAGAAACUCGCGAGACCAAGUCUGCCUCGCGGGCGGAGUCACGAGCCACGAGUGUCAAGACCAGCUCAGAAGAACGCAAGAUCUCCUCAGCCGAGGCCAAGAUGCAGUCCUCCGAAAUGUCUCAGUCACAUGAAACUUCGACAGCGGCAGGCAGGUCAGUGAAGGGAAGGUCGCCCCAGCCGGCUACCACACCCACUGGCCGCGGUCGCCAUAACCAGUCUUCCUUCUCCUUGGGGGAGGACGUGAGCAUCAGUGAGGCCAGGAGUGGCCGUUCCUCGGCCCAGCAGAAGUCCACAUCCAGCAGCCAGAUCAGCCUUGACGCCACCGUAAAGGAGUCCUCCGCCUCGACGCGGGAGAUGGCCUCCUCACUGCGGCAGGCGGACGCUCUGGACCUGCGAGGCGGCAGCAAGACUGAAACCUUGCACGGCGUCAACCAGUCCCAGGGGGCCAGUCACUCCUCCCACAUGAGUGGCUCCCAAGAGGAGUACCGCAAGUGGUCGGCACACCACCAGCAGCAAAGCGAGCAGCGGCGCACCUCCAGCUCCGCCGCCACCACCAGUCGCAGCGAGCAGCGCGUCACCUCACGGGGCCGCGGCAACGCCUCCUCCAUUACCUUCCACUCGGAGUACGACCCGUGGCGCGACGCGACCAUCACACGCCGCGGCGAGUGGCAGAUCGUCACCCCGUGCCCAGCCUCCCUGCUCGAGACGCGCGCCUCCAGCUACAAGUCCGCGCACGAGUCCAAGGACCACAAGUUCUACUUGCCUGUGGUUGACUGAGCAGCGACACACGUGUACUCACGGCACCGCUCAUGUAACCUGUGAUGCUGACGGCCUUACAACACGUAAUCGUAGACAAUGUUCCGAGCCUUACCUUGUACGACUGGUCUAGACUGUGAUUCUAGAGUAACGCUCAAACUGACACGCCGAGGAACGCCUCAAGGCCUUCCUCGGUGCUAACUGUAACUUUUCGUAGCUCUAUUAAGGGACCUUCACAGCCAUGCUACUUAUUUUUAUAUAAACCUAUAUAUAUAUAUAUAUAUAUAUAUAUAUAUAUAUAUAUAUAUAUAUAUAUAUAUAUAUAUAUAUAUAUAUAUAUAUAUAUAUAUAUAUAUAUAUAUAUAUAUAUAUAUAUAUAUAUAUAUAUAUUGCAACGAAGAGAAUAAUGUUCUCCGUUUUCUUCUAGUAAUCGCGACUGAGAAUUGCGACACAUUUCCACUAUUUUUACCUAACAAUGUUAAGCGUGAGGGAGGCAGCCAUGGCGGGGGUGGCCAGACGAGGGGACACGUAUGGCCAGCCCCGCCGGCGCCCCCCUCUGGGCCUCUGCCCUCGGCCAGCAUGAGGCCCUCGGCAGACGGCCCCGCGGCGCCCCUGGCCGGGUGACGAGCCGCGGCCCGCCCCGUCCGGGCUGUCCUUACGAUAAGCUUUUUCCCAAUGGUGCUUGGUUGUGUUACCGCCUAAAUAUUAAGUAAGGCUUCAUUACUUUGCAUUUAAACAAAAUAAUAUAUAAAUAUUUUAUGUUAUUUUGCAGCUAUGUUGUCUUCAGAACAUGGAGAUGCUUUUUUAUCUUGAAAGAAUAUUUGAUUAAAAUACUGAUAGACUUCCGUUUAUACACACUACGACUACUAUUGUUAAGCCAACAUAAUUUUUAAGUUUACGGGCUGGCUGCAGCGCCUGUCCAGUGUGCCAUAAUGUUGCUGGGACGGCGGAAGACCCAAGCUUGAGACAAGGCAAUAAAUGGAAGUUUAUUGAUCCUCAGUCUGUUUAUGUGACCCGGCCGAGGUGAGGGAGGCAGACACGUCCUUCCAUGUUCGUCCUUCCAUCAUGAUAGACCAGCACUUCUUAGCUCUCAAGCACCGCCUGUUUGCACACGUAUAGGUACACCUACACACGCACGGGAACCCUCCACACACUAGUCAGGGGGCCUCGUGCUGCGGUGUGUGUGUGUGUGUGUGUGUGUGUGUGAGAAAGGACAAUCAACACACUCAACAGAUUAUACGUUGAGGGAAUCCAAGCUGAUCGAUCCCUCGCGUCUCGGAACACAAGAAUCACCGGUUCAAUGUUUCGCGGCGCCGAGAGAACAGGUUUUGGCGGAGCAAUGCUGUCAGACAAUCAAGAGACUCGUCGAGGCGGAGUACGACUAAAAUAUACGUGCCUGGAUCCUCUGAAAACACUUCCUGACACACGAGAACUGAUAGGGAACUGGAAUGCAUUUACACACAUACAAACACACACACACACACACACACACACACACACGUUAUGUUCACUUCUUUUAGUUGUUUUGUUAGUAAUAUAUUCAUAGUAGAGUCUAUUUAUCCGAACGUACUUGAGCCUAAAUCCUGAAUGUGAUAUCUCAGUAUGCAACAAAUAAACGCUUGCUUGUU
Molecule: messenger RNA, 17545 nt
Organism: Eriocheir sinensis (Chinese mitten crab)
Lineage: Eukaryota; Metazoa; Arthropoda; Malacostraca; Decapoda; Varunidae
Exons: 10
Coding region: 183-15938 (5251 amino acids)
Biological process (GO): microtubule anchoring
Cellular component (GO): centriole; ciliary basal body; cytoskeleton
Molecular function (GO): microtubule binding
Source: RefSeq, a predicted model, not a curated record